Suricata suricatta (meerkat) is the source of this 672-nucleotide messenger RNA. It is a transcript of the gene TMEM207, whose product is annotated as transmembrane protein 207. NCBI's taxonomy places the organism in Eukaryota, Metazoa, Chordata, Mammalia, Carnivora, Herpestidae. The record is from RefSeq and is a predicted model, not a curated record. The transcript is spliced from 5 exons. The coding region runs from base 46 to 483 and encodes 145 amino acids.
AUACAGACUGCCAGCCACCAGCUCCAAGCAGCUUGUUUUUUAAGUAUGGUGAGAUCUAGACCUUUUACUUUGACAUCAGUCAUCUCAAAAACGGGAACCUCGUGUUUGCCACUACUCCAGUUGGUGCUCUCGGACCCACCAUGUGAAGAAAAGGAAAUGUGCAUAAACUAUAAAGAUCAGUACACCAAUGGCUGGUAUAUCUGGUUCUUGUUGCUGAUUUUCCUCCUGGCUAUUCUCUGUGGAGUAGUGUUCUUCUGUGUCCAGUGCUGGCUGAGGAGACCCCGAAUUGAUUCCCCAAGGCGCACUAUGGCUGUUUUUGCUGUUGGAGACUUGGACCCGGUUUAUGGCACAGAAGUGGCUGUGAAUCCCCCUGUUGGAAUUCACUUUCAAACUCAAAACCCUGAACUGUACCCGGCUCCAUGUUUUGGCACAUUAGGGCCCCCACCUCCAUAUGAAGAAACUCUGAAAUCAAGCCGAUUUUAGCUCUGGAUCAUCAACUGGAAACAUCAGAAAUAGUUUUCAUUCUAAAACAUCAAAUUUAGGAAAAAUUCUUUUAUUUAGUGGGAAUUCCCAGAAAUCAAUUAAUAUAGCCUGAAAAAAGACAAAUAGACAGAAGGAUGAAUACAGAGAAAGAAUUUUGGUCGAGAAGAUAUUUCGGUGUCAAUUGGUAGA